AUGGGUCAGAUGGGCGGAUGGGCGGAUGGGCGCAAGUAUUGGGCCUCGCUGAUUCAGACGUCGCGCAACUUGGCUCGGAUAAUCUGGGUGCAUUUCGGUGAGCGAGAUGGAGAAGAGGGAAAAGUGGAUCUUCUGAGGAAGCGCUCCGCCAUGAAUCUUAUUCUCGCGUUUGCCGUCGCCUUGAAACACAGGCUUCGCUUCGAGCCUGAUGUUGCAUAA
This is a messenger RNA of Penicillium odoratum, 219 nucleotides long. RefSeq lists its product as uncharacterized. The record is from RefSeq and is a predicted model, not a curated record. The transcript is spliced from 2 exons. Gene Ontology annotation, molecular function: chloride channel activity. Lineage: Eukaryota; Fungi; Ascomycota; Eurotiomycetes; Eurotiales; Aspergillaceae. The coding region runs from base 1 to 219 and encodes 72 amino acids.